UGUGUAUGCGCUGUGCUACCCGCGGAGCUCACAGCGGCUGGCACUGCGUGCGUCGGAACGGACCUGUUUGGACGGUUGGUGCUUUCUGACUGCGAGCGGACACCAGCUGACGCCGGCCAGCAUGCAGUCGGAGUCGGGCAUCGUGCCCGACUUUGAAGUGGGUGAGGACUUUAGCGAGGAGCCAAAAACCUACUACGAGCUGAAGAGUCAGCCGCUGCACGGCAGUAACCCUCUGGAGCAGCAGUGCACCUCCUCUCGUCCUCCGCUGGGUUUGUCCUCGUCAGCCUUGACCUCGCGGAUCCUCCUCCGUCAGCAGCUGAUGCGCGAGCAGCUCCAGGAGCAGGAGAGACGUGAGGAGCAGCGUCGGCGUCACCAGGCCUCGCCCUACGCCCAGGCCUCGCCCGUCCACAGCCCAGCCGUCAACGUCAGCUCUACUGGCAGCCUGCUCAGCGCCGCCCAGGUGCCCAUGGAGGUGCUGAGGGUCAAAACCCACCUAGAGAACCCUACUAAGUACCACAUCCAGCAGGCUCAGAGGCAGCAGGUCAGGGCGUACCUGUCCACCACGCUAGGGGGCAGCCUUGGUUCCCAGGCGGUUGGUUUGCCGUGCCCCGCCCAGACCUCUGACCACGGGGGAAUGCCUCCUGGACUGGGCAGCAGUGCCCCCAACAGCCCUAUGGCCUUACUGACACUCAACUCCAGCUGCGAGAAAGAGAUGGAUGACGUCAUUGAUGACAUCAUUAGUUUGGAAUCGAGCUAUAGCGAGGAUAUGCUCGGCCUGUCCAUAGAACCGGGGCUUCAGAUGGCUAACACGAUCCCAGUUUCGGCAAACCUCAUGGAUGUGUACAGUAACCACGGCAUGGGUCCCCAUAGUAACCACGGCAUGGGUCCCCAUAGUAACCACGGCAUGGGUCCCCACAGUAACCACGGCAUGGGUCCCCAUAGUCUGACCAUCAGCAGCUCCUGUCCUGCCAACAUGCCCAACAUUAAAAGGGAAUUCUCUGUUCCGCCGUCUUCUGCCGUGGUGCACAUGAUGGAGAAGCCGGAGUCUUGUGGCAAGUUUGAAAACUAUCAAAGAUCUGAAGGGUUUCCAGUGGAGGCAGAAGUUCGUGCUCUUGCAAAGGAGCGGCAAAAAAAAGACAACCACAACCUAAUUGAGAGGAGACGGCGAUUCAACAUCAACGAUCGGAUCAAAGAGCUGGGAACUCUCAUCCCCAAAUCAAACGACCCGGACAUGCGUUGGAACAAGGGCACAAUUCUUAAGGCCUCUGUGGACUACAUUAGGAAACUCCAGCGAGAGCAGCAACAUGCCAGAGACCUGGAGACCCGGCAGAAGAAGCUCGAAAAUGCCAAUAGGCACCUGAUGUUGCGGAUACAGGCCCUGGAGAUGCAGGCCCAAGCUCACGGACUGGCAGUCUCCUCCUCCACCCUCGGCUCUCCGGAGCUGCCAGCCCGGCCCAUCAAACAGGAGCCCGUCCUGGGAGACUGCACCCAGGACGUGUACCUCCACCCGCGACCCUCCGGCACAGACACGGGCUACUCCAGCACUUUGGACCUCAAUGACGGCACCGUCACCUUCAGCAACGGUGUCGCUAGUAGUGCCGCUUCCUCCGACCCACGUGCCUAUGGGGUCAUCACCAAGGCGACGAAUGCCAAGCGGGACGACAUGCUGAUGGAUGAGACACUGUCGCCGGUAGCAAUGAGCGACCCGGUGAUGUCCUCCAUCUCCCCCGGGGCAUCCAAGGACAGCAGCCGUAAGAGCAGCGUUAGCAUGGAAGAGACGGAGCACGGCUGUUAGCAUCUCCGCGCUACCAUAGUUGGACUCAGCCUGACGUUCAGCUAGCGUCCACAGAAGCACUGUGCUCUUUCUAAGAGCCACCUAACGCCCUUUCUAUGUUUACAGUCAUUUUAUUUUAUAAUUCUAGUUUAACCAAAUCCCAUUGUUUGAUGCCACUUUUUAAAUGUUUAUUUGUUAAGGAACGGAAGCUGGCUUGUAUUUAAUCUCAAUCAAGGUCAGUAUUGUUUAGAUAGCACUAGGCAGAUUAUGCAGAGUGUAAAAUUAUAUUCCAGUUUAAACAAACCAUGUAGUGAAUUAUGAAAGUGAGUAAAUAACAAGGAGAAAGCGAUUUCCCUUGUGUUAUUUAGACACGUACCUGAUCAAAUUUGUGAGAAAGCUUGACAAACGCUGAGCCAGAGAGUAAGAGCCUGGAGACUUAGAAUCGACAUGGUACAGGUUUGAAACAGCCAUUUCAAAGCCACUUCGUGCCCAGGUCACUUCCUGUCCUGUUUAGUGGCAGCACAGAAUAAUGUAUAGACAAAGUGCAAGUAAACAUUUGAUGGAGGGUAACUGUAUUUGUAGUUAUCUGCAGUACUUGUGCGAUUCUCCACUCUUGCCUGGCCUUUGUUUGACUUUUUCUAAUGGUUAAAUUAUUAGUUGCUGUGAUGUUUAGUUUGAGACCCUCACCUCUUCCCAGUUUUUGCUUUUGGGAAUAUUGUGAGGGAAAUGGUGAUUGGUGAUCUGGGAUUUAUAUAUGGGAUUUUAUUUAUUUAUCACUUUGUCAAAAAAUAUUGAAUGUCCAAGCUUUGAAAAUCCAGCAGUGAAAGAACAAAUGAUGCUUUUUUUUUGUAUUCUAACAAAACGUUUUUCAGGGGAGUGGUGUCACCUGCUUACAUUUGGUGUUACGUGACUAAUAGUCAAGAUGUUACAUGACUUUUGUGACAUAUAAGCUGUAUAAUUACUGUAUAUUUUGACUGUUCAUUAAUGUACAACUGUAGCAGAAACACUCUGAUGUAUUUGGGUGUAAACAACUUUACCCUUGUACCUGGUGCCACUACGCUGAUCAGAUAAGCCGAGCUAUGAUUUAUCUUGCCAUGUGGAACUAUGCAAAAGAAUUACGUUGAAGCGAUACUCGGUAG
Messenger RNA from Electrophorus electricus (electric eel), 2913 nucleotides. It is a transcript of the gene mitfb, whose product is annotated as melanocyte inducing transcription factor b. Gene Ontology annotation, molecular function: protein dimerization activity; DNA-binding transcription factor activity, RNA polymerase II-specific; RNA polymerase II cis-regulatory region sequence-specific DNA binding. Gene Ontology annotation, cellular component: nucleus. Lineage: Eukaryota; Metazoa; Chordata; Actinopteri; Gymnotiformes; Gymnotidae. Gene Ontology annotation, biological process: melanocyte differentiation; regulation of transcription by RNA polymerase II. The record is from RefSeq and is a predicted model, not a curated record.